AUGAACUUUGGUGUGACAGUGAAUGUGUUUGUGUGUUCAGGUGUGUUUGGUGAUGAAGUGUCAGUGAUGGAGGGAGAUUCUCUUACUUUAAACGCUGAUACUGAAAUAAAGAGUCAAGAUGUGAUCAGCUGGAGUUUUGGACAUCAAGGGACUAUCAUCGCUAAAAUUAAUAAAGCAGCUAAAACUACAAAAACUUAUACUGAUGAUUUUGGUGGCAGAUUCAGAGACAGACUGCAGUUAAAUGAUCAGACUGGAGAUCUCACCAUCACAAACAUCACAACACAACACACUGGACUUUAUCAACUGACCAUCAGCGGCAGACCAAAUGCCUUAACAAACCAAUUCAAUGUUAUUGUCUAUGCUCAUCUGCCCAUUCCUGUCAUUACCACACAAAACUCUUCAUCAUCCGAAACAUCAUCAUGUGUCUUUGUGUGUUCAGUGUUGAAUGUGAGAGAAGUGAGUCUGUCCUGGUACAAAGGAAACAGUUUAUUGUCCACCAUCAGUGUGUCUGAUCUCAACAUCAGCAGCAUCUCUCUUCAUCUGAAGUGUCUGGAUGAUUCUUACAGCUGUGUGGUGAACAAUCCCAUCAGUAAUCAGACUCAACAUCUCAACAUCACUCAUCUCUGUCAGACGUGUUCAGAUCUUACCUUGAUUAUCAUAUGUUGUGUUGCUGUUGGAUGUCUGAUGAUAGCUUCAGUUCUGAUCUUCUGGAUCUACAGGAAACACAAAAACAAACAGCAACAGGUUCAAAACAGAGGAACAGAAAUCACUUAUGCAGAUCCAACAUUCUGUAAAAGAGCAGCAAAUAAACCGGGAUCUGAGGAUGAUGUUGUGUAUGCAGGAGUCAAGAGAAAAUAAACAAACUCUCUGUUAUUCUCAGAUCAACAUUCAGCUGUUUGAUCACCUACAGUCUCUGUUUUAACUUCAGAUUGUGAGUUUAAAAAUUUUUUCUUUGUGAAUUAUAUUACAUGAAGCGAUUGUUACAUGUGAGACGUCCGCUUACUCUCUCAACUUAAGAUCUGUUACUUCUCCAUCACAUUUGCAAGCAUAAUACACACCACCAACAGUCAAAAGCACGCGAAUUUCACCAUGUUUAAAAUAAUGUUAAUAGCAGUUUAAAGAAAGACAAAACUGUACAACAUCAAAAUCACUGUGGAUACAACCAACGUAUUUCUUUUUAAAACACAAACUGUCUUUUUAUUUUUGUCACUAUAUACAUCUGACACAUUAACACGUUCAAGUGAAAUGUGAAGUGAAAAGAAAUGUGGUUUCGUUGUACUGGUGGACAUGAGAUACGUGUUUGCCUAGUAGUGGUUAAUGUGUAUAUGUGUGACUGUUAGAGGUGUGAACAGUGUGCUUCUGUGAAUACUGUGUGGCUUUUUUUGCUGUCGUGCUAAUUUUGUUUACUCUGCACAAAGCAGCUUUAUUGAAAUAUUGAA
Molecule: messenger RNA, 1439 nt
Organism: Paramisgurnus dabryanus
Lineage: Eukaryota; Metazoa; Chordata; Actinopteri; Cypriniformes; Cobitidae
Product: SLAM family member 9-like
Source: RefSeq, a predicted model, not a curated record